AAUAGGAGGCGGGACGGGAAAUCACUAAAUAAGACCUCGCGCCUCUUUGCACUUUUAACUGAAUUCGCGGACCCUUGCUUUGAUUCGCUCGCCUUCGCGGAAGACCUUCAAUCCAUGGCCAACAAUCCUUCGCAGCUACUGCCCUCAGAGUUGAUCGAUCGAUGUAUAGGGUCGAAAAUAUGGGUCAUUAUGAAAGGCGACAAGGAACUCGUCGGUACUCUCAGAGGAUUCGAUGUUUAUGUCAACAUGGUUCUUGAAGAUGUUACUGAAUAUGAGAUCACUGCCGAGGGGAGACGGAUAACAAAGCUGGAUCAGAUUCUACUCAAUGGGAACAACAUUGCUAUUCUCGUCCCCGGUGGAUCACCUGACCCAGAAUAAGUGCAGAAUAUGAAUAGCAUGUUGUUCUGGUUGGGAAACCUUGCACGACUUUCAUGGUUGGCUCCCAGCACCAAACAUUUACUUUUCUAUGGACGUAGAAAGACUCAGGUGACAUCUUUCAUGUAUUUGAUUGAAGUAAAGCGUCAUAGUUUCGUGUUCGUCGAUGUGAAUCUAGCUUUCUUCAUAUUCACUGCUUCGGCUGGAAAUCUUUUGGCUUAAUUCUGAAUUUGACUGCUUUCAAUGGGUUCACAAUUUUUUUAAAAGCUAAAGCUGUAAUACCCUGAAGUAAAACACUUCUCCUGAUUUUAAAACAAUGAAGGAGAUCGAAUCAAAUCGAUAAUCGAGCCAAGUCAUACAAAGGAA
Cucurbita pepo subsp. pepo (vegetable marrow) is the source of this 741-nucleotide messenger RNA. RefSeq names its product sm-like protein LSM5. NCBI's taxonomy places the organism in Eukaryota, Viridiplantae, Streptophyta, Magnoliopsida, Cucurbitales, Cucurbitaceae. Gene Ontology annotation, biological process: mRNA splicing, via spliceosome. The record is from RefSeq and is a predicted model, not a curated record. Gene Ontology annotation, molecular function: RNA binding. Gene Ontology annotation, cellular component: Lsm1-7-Pat1 complex; U4/U6 x U5 tri-snRNP complex; U6 snRNP.